UAUUGGACGGUCUGUUAAGGGAGAGAAGAAAAAAAAAAAGAAAGAGUGCAAAAAUAGAAAUUAGGGUUCUUCAGUGACGGACGACUAGGGCGAACAGGUUGCUUGGAGAGUCCUAUGGAUCGUAUCAGUUUGUUGCCCAAUGAUUUCAUCUUGCAGAUACUUUCAUUGCUUCCUACAAAAGAUGUCUUGAACACUUGUGUUCUGUCAAAGCGAUGGAGGAAUCUUUGGAAGUUGGUGCCAAGACUCCAGUACAUCGAUAUCGAUAAGGAUGCUGAACUGUGGAAGUUUUUUCUAUUUGUGGACAGGUCUUUGCUAUUAAACACGGCUCCAGUCUUAGAGAGUUUGCAUUUCAAGUUUGUUCGGAAAUGCAGGGACGUAGAUAUUGGGUUUUGGGUUAGGAUUGCAGUGGAACGAGGUUUGCGUGAGCUGAAUCUCGAUUAUGCUCAUAUGAUUGAUGAGCCUAUCAGAAGAUUGCCUCAGAGCUUGUUCACAUGUGGAACACUUGUGGUGUUGAAGUUAAAACAUGUAUCUCUUGUGCAUGUUCGAUUUUUUGUAUGUUUUCAGCUGCUCAAAACGCUGCACCUGGAAUAUGUGAUUUUCCUAGACGAUGAAUCUCCUAAGAAGCUUUUGUCAAGCUGUCCUAUUCUUGAAGUUUUGGUCUUGGAUCGAGAGGACGACGGCGUUGACAAUGUGGGGAGUUUCUCUGUUAUGGUGCCUUCGUUACAAAGAUUUGUCUAUUGGGGAGGAUCUGGUUCUGAGCUUGUGUUGGAUUCGACUGCUUUAAAGUACUUAAAGCUUUUCGAUCAUGGUUACCAGUGUAAGAUUAAGUAUUUGCCUGAGAUUGUGGAAGCACAUGUCGAGGUUACAUGUUCCAACACUGAUGAUAUCCUCAGAUCUAUAGCAUCAGUCAAACGCCUCUUGUUAUGUUUACCCUUAGAGCCUGAGUUUCCUACUGGUAGUAUCUUCCACCAGCUUGAACACUUGGAGUUUUGCACUUGUGAAAGUUUGUGGGAUAUACUUAUGUCUAUGCUCCAACAAUCCCCGAAACUUCGAUCUCUCAAGCUUAACGAGAUCCAUGGCUACGUUACUGUUUCUCGAGAUCCUAUGCUUCAUUGGGAUGAACCAAGCCCUGUUCCUGAAACGCUGACGUCUGUUCUUGAACCUUUUGAGUGGAGAAACUACAGGGGAUGGAAGAUAGAGAGAGAACUCGCAACUUUUAUCUUGAAACAUUCAAAACGUCUAAAGAUUGCAACUUUUUCGCCAGCAGAUUGCACAUACGCGAGACCGGAGCUCCGCACCACAGUUGGGAUGAAAUAUCGUAUGCUCACGGAAUUGACGCGUUUGCCAAGGGGUUCAACAGAGUGUGAGCUUGUCUUUGGUUAAGUUAAGCUUUUGUCUUUCGUUAAGUUAAGCUUUUGUAGUUGUAAAAGUUUAGACAAACAAACACUGUAAUUGGAUAAUGUGGAUUUAUGAAAAGAUAAUUCUACAUUUAA
Messenger RNA from Camelina sativa (false flax), 1493 nucleotides. RefSeq names its product FBD-associated F-box protein At5g56370. The record is from RefSeq and is a predicted model, not a curated record. Lineage: Eukaryota; Viridiplantae; Streptophyta; Magnoliopsida; Brassicales; Brassicaceae. Gene Ontology annotation, molecular function: protein binding.